AUGCCAUCCUUUGCUAUCGAGGUGCCCGGCGAGGCUAAUCCCCUUUCAGAAGGCACCCUCGUUCACACCCUCCAAUCCGCCUCUUCUUCCGAUCCGAAUCAGAUCCAGACUGGAACUAAGCAACUCGCACAAUGGGAGAAGUCGCCUGGCUUCUAUCGUCACCUUCAGAGUGCAUACCUCGAUACUAGGGUACCAGUCGAAGUCCGCUACCUGGCUAUAAUUCAGCUCAAAAACGGCAUCGACAAGUAUUGGAGAAAGACUGCAACCAACGCCGUCCCGAAGGAGGACAAAGAAGUCAUCAGAUCACGUCUCAUCGACAGCGUGCUCAACGAACACGACAGUCGGCUUGCCCUCCAGGAUGCCCUCGUCAUUGCGAAGAUCGCUAGGUACGAAUUCCCAAACGACUGGCCUGAAGCUAUCUCCGGUUUCGUCAGCGUCAUACGAAAUCAGAACACACCACCCCUACAACUAGCUCGCGCUCUUCUCACUCUCUUGCACAUCGUCAAGGAGCUCUCAACUGGUCGGCUCCAGCGCACGCGGCAAUACUUGCAAGCCGCAACUCCAGAAACCAUUGCCGUCGUUGGCAAUGUCUACGCAGGCUUGGUGGAGAGCUGGAAGCCAUUGCCGAAUGCAGACGACAUGCAGCAGAGUUUGCUCGCGAUCAAGCUCUUGAGACGUCUCUUGAUCUCUGGCUACGAGCAUCCAAACCGAGACUCUGACGUCGUCGGUUUCUGGAAUCUCUCACUUCAGCAGUUGGACACAUUCCUGCAGAUGUUCAACAACGCUGCCGGGCAAUUGCCUCAAAAUGCCAUCACAUUGCUCGGCCGGCAUACUCUUCAGCUCGCCAAGCUUCACCACGAAAUGGCGAAAGAUCACCCAGCCGCAUUCGCUCUUCUACCAAACUCUUUGGCGAUGACCAAUUCAUAUUGGAGUCUGAUCAAGAACUUUGGUGAGAGCUUUGGUUCGAGACAAGCCGUAACGUCGGCCAUCAAUUCUGCGAAGAUUGGUACAGAUGGUGACGCAGCAGAGGAGAAGCCGUUCACAGAGAAGAUUGCUCUAAAAGGCCUGUUGAUCAUCCGUGCCUGUGUCAAAAUGGUGCACAAUCCUACGCAGGCCUUCAAGUACCGGACCCCAGAAGAUAAGGAGGAGAAGAAUCAAGCUACCGAAGUACUGAAGCAGUCCUUGCUGACAGAAUCUUUCGUUCGCGAAGUCAUGGAGACGAUGGUGACUCGUUUCUUCGUCUUCCGAGCGAGCGAUUUGCGAGAAUGGCAAGAAGAGCCCGAAGAGUGGGAGAAGCGUGAAGAAGGUGACGGCGACGACUGGGAGUUCUCAGUACGCUCGUGCUCGGAGAAGCUCUUCCUUGACCUUGCCAUCAACUACAAGGACAUCAUCAUGGAGCCAUUACUCAAUGUCUUCUACUCUGUCGCCAAUCCUGAGAAUGAGGAUGUCCUGUUCAAGGAUUCUGUCUACACGGCAAUCGGACUAUCAGCCUCGGUCGUUCACCAAAAUCUUGACUUCGAUGCUUUCAUCCGCGACGUACUGGUCGCCGAAGUGCAGAAGUCCACACCUGGUUUCAACAUUCUCAGACGACGAGCAGCAAUCCUGCUUGGACAGUGGAUCUCUGUGAAGGUCUCCCAACAAAGCAGACCAUUAGUCUACCAGAUCUUCCAACACCUACUCAACCCAGACAACCCCUUGAAUGACCAAGUCGUGCGAGUCACGGCUGGUCGCCAGUUCUUGAACGUCGCCAGCGACUGGGAAUUCGCGCCCGAACACUUCCUCCCUUACGCCCAGACGAUUUUGACCCAGCUCAUGCAGCUGAUCGGCGAGGUGGAGCUGACUGAUACGAAGAUGGCUCUACUCAACACUAUCAGUGUGAUUGUCGAACAUGUCGAUCAGCAAAUCACACCAUUCGCUGAGCGCAUUGUCAACCUCCUUCCAGGCCUCUGGGAGGAGUCGGGUGAAGAACACCUCAUGAAGCAAGCUAUCUUGACGAUUCUCGCGAGACUGGUCAACGCUAUGAAAGCCGAUUCACUACCUCUCCAUCCUAUGGUCUUCCCGAUCAUCAAAGGUGCCGUAGAGCCAGGCUCGGAGACGCAGGUAUACUUACUCGAGGAUGCGCUCGACCUUUGGGCAGCUGUUCUCAUCCAGACACCGUCUGACUCCGCCUCUCCCGAACUAUUGAGUCUCGUGCAGUAUCUAUACCCAAUUUAUGAGCUGGGGUCGGAGAACCUACGCAAGGCUUUGGAGAUCACGGACUCGUAUGUGAUACUCGCUCCGCAACACAUGCUGUCGCGAGAUGUACGGCUCAACCUUUUCGUCGCACUUUCGAAGCUUAUCGGAUCACUCAGACCUGACGCAAACGGGAUUGUGUGCAACCUUGUUGAGACGACACUUCGUCUAGCGCAAAGACAGUAUGUCGCAGCUUCUCUCCCUCUGGGAGACUUCAGCAGCGCCAUAUUCAUGAUCACAUGGGACUUGGCCCAAACAUCGGACCCGAAGACAGGUGAGAAUGGCUUUCUUCCAAAAUUACUUCAAGGGCUCCGGGGCUCGUGGCUCGCUCACUGUACGACUGGGCCAAACGCCAAGGAGGCUCCUGUGGAUGGCAUUGUCGAGACGGAUUACUUCGCCAUCUUCGCGCGGGCGAUCUUGGGCUCGCUUGAUGGCUUCUUGUAUGCGUGCCAAGCUGCUGCUUCUACGGCCUUCUCCGAGCAGCAGCCUUUAGAGGCGCUCAUGAAGUGGCUGCUCGAGGAGUGGUUCUCGCACUUUGAGAACAUUGGUGAUCCAGCCAGACGCAAGUUGAUGUGUCUCGCCCUGACAAAGCUCCUCGAGACCAACCAACCGUUCAUUCUGCUGAAUCUGCAAUCACUCAUGACGGUCUGGACGGACGUGGUCACCGAGCUUCGAGAAGAUGCUGCCGAUGCAGGUGGCGAUGCGUUGGUGUAUGGUUCUGAGAUGGCGAACACCGCUUCUGCUUCAGGACCCGAACAGCCGGAAGAUGCUCGACGUUGCCAGUUGACAGCAUCCGACGAUGUGCACACGAUCAACAUCACGGACUUCAUCAAGUACUACCUGCAGCAGGCAAUUGCAGCGACGGGAGGCAAUGACCAAUUCAAAGAACAGUGGCUUGCCAAUGUGGACAAGGACGUGGUCAAGGGAUUUUCUGAGUUGGGUAUCAUGUGA
Molecule: messenger RNA, 3183 nt
Organism: Zasmidium cellare ATCC 36951
Lineage: Eukaryota; Fungi; Ascomycota; Dothideomycetes; Mycosphaerellales; Mycosphaerellaceae
Exons: 2
Coding region: 1-3183 (1060 amino acids)
Biological process (GO): protein import into nucleus
Cellular component (GO): nuclear envelope; cytosol
Molecular function (GO): small GTPase binding
Source: RefSeq, a predicted model, not a curated record